AUGUCUAGAAGUUCUCCAAGGCAAAAGCAAUACUCACGCCAUUAUGAUAUCGUUAAUGGUAACUCAGGCUCUCCUGUCAAACCCAGUCACCGCUAUACUCAAGACGAUAAUUCCCAUCGCAAUUAUCAUCAUCGUGGUCGCCACUCGCAAGAACGCGUCAAGGGUCUCUGUAGCAGUCGACGAACUCCCAAAGAAGGAUGUCUCAACUCUAGACAUCGCUCGCGUCGCUCUAGCGGCAACAUGUCACCCGAUUAUUUUGCCAGGAAGCAUUCUCGACGCGAUUCAAACAAUCAACACCACCACUCCUACUCCAAAUCCCCACGGAAUCGGCACCGGCAUGUGAAUAAACGGUCAAAUAAGGCCAAAGAACGCUCUCCUUCAUCGUCCUCUCCCAACAGUUUGCGUUCAGCUAUAGAACCUAACUCUCCUAACCGUGUUUUAAUCAGUGCAGAGUCCCCUGAUAGUUUUAUCCCACCUAUUGUGGCAUCACCGAUCUCUCCCAACUCCUCAUUUGGAAAUUCUCUUUUUGAUCAGAUUUCUGAUCAGCCAAAGAAUCCGAUUUCAGUCCCCCCAGACGAAGUUUACACACCUGAAGACUUGUAUUUGUUGCGCCUCCCUUCCUCCUCUUCGGCUGUGAUUCCUUUGGGAGCACCACAGAAGGCGGUGGCAGCAGUGGGUAACGUAGAUGGGGUUGGGACUAGGGUGAGGAUGUUUGAAGAGAAUGCGGAGGAGGGGGAAGAGGUGGUACCGAUGGACCUUGCUUCCAGUCCUUUUCCUCACCACAGCCCCGAGCCUAGUAAAGGGUCCAUCCACCAUCCCUCCACUCCCCCUCCUCAAAAAGACCUUCCUGCUGAGCCUAAGAAGGAACGUAAUUCCCUCACGGAUGAAUCAUCGAUGACUGGUCCCUCUGCAGGUAUUGAAGUCAGCAAAGCUACUAAGGCUCAUAACGAGCGGAUGCGAAGUAAACUGGUGCCGGCGAAGCGGAUCACAUUGCCACCGUUGCAUCUGUACCUGUCAGAGGAUGGAACCUCGCCGCUGCCACCGGGGUGGCAGCGGGCACCAAACCCUGCAGCGACGCAAGGUGGCGAGGACGGCGGCUACCCCUACUACUACUACCACACUAAGACGCGUCUCACACGCUGGGACCCUCCCGUCUAUCCCUGGGAUGCCGACCCCGAGGACAACCUCAUCCCCGACCGACCUGACGACGACCCCGAGGCGCCCUAUAACUGGAACUGCGCACAUCGCUACGCCGUCACUCAUGAGGAGAUCGAAGCUAUGUACGCGCAGUAUCGGAGCCGCAUGCUCGAGCGUCAGUGCAUGGAGCUGAUACACGAGAUGGGCGCUCGGCCAGAUGUCCCGCAGGGCGCACAAGAACAAAGCUUUGCCAUCGAGCUUUUUUCUUUCAUACACAAUGAACUGCGAAAAUUCAGGGACGCGAGAGUGGAUCUUGGCAGGAUCACAAACGAUGAAGAUCUCCAUCACCUUACAAACAAGCUGGCUCAAGAAGUCAUUCCGAAGGAGGUUAGGAACCUUCACCGGGCCCAGCAGGCAAGUGCCUCCAGCCUCUUUGCCGCGGUGGUUGCCGAGGUGACACCAGCCAUACGGGAUCGAGUGUCGAGCUACGUGCGUCGUUACAUGGAGUCGAAAGGUCUGUGCUACCGCAAAUUAAUUCCCCACCACCACAACCACCAGCACCACUCUGGCCACUAG
This is a messenger RNA of Echinococcus granulosus, 1713 nucleotides long. Its product is annotated as Histone-lysine N-methyltransferase SETD2. Gene Ontology annotation, molecular function: protein binding. Gene Ontology annotation, biological process: regulation of DNA-templated transcription. The record is from RefSeq and is a predicted model, not a curated record. The transcript is spliced from 7 exons. Lineage: Eukaryota; Metazoa; Platyhelminthes; Cestoda; Cyclophyllidea; Taeniidae. Gene Ontology annotation, cellular component: chromosome. The coding region runs from base 1 to 1713 and encodes 570 amino acids.